CCUUGUCGCCUCUUCCGCAGGCCACGCUAUCUUGCGCUCCCCGCCUAGGUCCCCUCCGCCGCUAACCUGCGCACCAUCUCCUUCCUCCGUUCUUUCCCCUCUCGCCUCUCUCUCUCUCUCUCUCUCUCUCCCGCACUCGAUCGAAAGCGAUUGCCUACGGGGUUUGGGAGAUGUGGUAUGCUCCGACCAUCGAUGAGGCUGCUUUCGUCGCUGUUGAGGUCGUUUGCGGGGAAAGGCGAGGGCGCGGGGGGCAGUGACGGUGCCGCGGGCCGGGAGGGGCAGGAGGGUCUGCUGUGGUAUCGCGACCACGGACCCUGCUCGGCGGGCGAGUUCUCGAUGGCCGUCGUCCAGGCCAACCAGAUCCUGGAGGACCAGAGCCAGAUCGAAUCGGGCCCCUUUGGCACCUUUGUUGGCAUCUACGACGGCCAUGGCGGCCCCGAUGCCGCGCGAUUUGUCUGCGAUAAUCUCUUCUCUCAUUUCAGAGAAAUUUCAGUUGGACCACAAGGUGUGACAUGUGAUAGCAUUCGAAGAGCUUUCCUAGCAACAGAGGAAAAAUUUAUUGAAUUGGUUGGCCAACUAUGGAGCUCUAGGCCAGACAUUGCAACUACAGGAUCAUGUUGCCUUGUCGGUGUUGUUUGUCAGAGAACUCUCUAUGUGGCAAAUCUUGGUGAUUCUCGAGUUGUUCUUGGUAGAAAAGUUGGUAAUACUGGUGAGAUUGCUGCGAUAGCUUUGUCAACUGAGCACAAUGCUAAUAUGGAGGCUGUAAGACAGGAGCUUAGGUCCCAGCAUCCAAAUGAUCCAAAUAUUGUUGUCCUUAAACAUGGAGUUUGGAGAGUUAAAGGCAUCAUACAGGUUUCUAGAUCCAUAGGCGAUGAACUUAGGAGGACAAAAAAUCAAGCAAAAGACGUAGUUAGCGAGAAUGAUGACACAGGGAGCGAGUCGAUGAACUCAACGAUGUAUCCGAGGGACAAGUUGCUGCAGAAGAGUACGUCGGUGAAUGAGAAGGACGUGUGCAAUGUUCGAGGGAUGAGAAGUCGGGAGGAAGCCAGUUCGAGGAGAUUAGAAUUGGGUUCGGCCAAAACCAUGAUGCAAGCACGCGUGGCCGACCUGACGAAGCUGAAGGAUGCCGAGAUCGAAGCGGCUGCUGCCAAGGAAAUGGCGAGCCUUGGCCUGGCGCCGGUCGGCUCCAAUGAAGGCACGUAA
This is a messenger RNA of Zingiber officinale, 1203 nucleotides long. RefSeq names its product probable protein phosphatase 2C 42. The record is from RefSeq and is a predicted model, not a curated record. Gene Ontology annotation, biological process: protein dephosphorylation. Lineage: Eukaryota; Viridiplantae; Streptophyta; Magnoliopsida; Zingiberales; Zingiberaceae. Gene Ontology annotation, molecular function: cation binding; protein serine/threonine phosphatase activity. The transcript has 5 exons. Bases 178 to 1203 code for a protein of 341 amino acids.